UGCGGUUCAAAACGAUUCCCCGAUUGGUUUACACUUGUCGACGACCUUCGCUUGCAGCAUUUUGUUGGCUAUCGAAUCUAAGGAGUUGUUAUAGUCUUUGGUCUUUGCAUGCAUAGGAUGUCACUUGACAACGUGAUGAUACUUGAAGUAUUCUGCGAUUCAUUUUCCAUUUCUUGGCAUAGGAAGUAAAUGUUCUGUGUAUUUUUUCGUGUCUAUUAUGAUGUAAUGUUAUCAGAUUCUCACACACACACACACACACACACUCUCUCUCUCUUCCCGAUAACAAACUUGUUUUGUCUCUUCCAUCGGGGAAAAAGUAACACGUGGGCUACAUUUGGAAAACAUUCAACGAUAUUCAAAACUCUCUUAGAGCCAAUGAAAAAUAUGUUGUGGUUGCUCGUCUAUUUGUUCCUUUGUACAGAAGUUGUUAUAGUAGCUUUACUUGUGUUGCCUUUGCCAAAGAGAGUGCGUCGUCUAGUACUUCGAGUGUUGGCAACAGGUUCUCAGUUUUUGCACUUGAGGAAGUUUAUCAACUACAUUAGCUUGAGUUUGUUUUUUGGAAUCGUAGAAAGUUUAACCGACGCUUAUCGAGUACAACUGAAGCUCUCAGAACAAACUACAUCGAAUGGAAUGUUCUCAAACGCAGUUUCUUUUGAAGUACGUACUUUAAAACAAAGACAGUUUCGUUCUCAGAGAAACUUUUACUUGGCAAGUUUUAGUCUUACCCUUCUUUUCGUGAUUGGCAAACUCUUUGAAUUAACGUCCAGAAUCAACGUUCUUGAAUCGCAGUUGGAAGCCAAGUUGACCAGUGGACGCAGUUCGGAACCGCAAGUGGACGAUGGACCAACAACCGGUAACAACAAAGACAAGCAGUCAAAGAACGUGGUAGAUAAGGCAACAAGUAAAGAGUUGAAAAGUUUGAAGCCAGCGAGUGAAUCGAAGAAGAUUGUAUAAGGAAGAAUAUAUAUGUUUUUAGAGGAGACUGGCUUUUGUUUCUCCAUAGUUUGCAGUGAUCAGUGAAUCAAUACUUUGCAAGUUAUCGUAUACAAUAUGUCUUGUUUUCAGUGUAUUGUCUUUCUCAUGUUAUCAAAUGGCGAUGGAGAGAUGUGUAUAUAAAAAAAGAAUAAAUCUAGUCUCCAACAA
Messenger RNA from Galdieria sulphuraria, 1143 nucleotides. Its product is annotated as B-cell receptor-associated protein 31-like protein. Bases 190 to 954 code for a protein of 254 amino acids. NCBI's taxonomy places the organism in Eukaryota, Rhodophyta, Bangiophyceae, Galdieriales, Galdieriaceae. Gene Ontology annotation, cellular component: endoplasmic reticulum membrane; endoplasmic reticulum. The record is from RefSeq and is a predicted model, not a curated record. The transcript has 5 exons. Gene Ontology annotation, biological process: endoplasmic reticulum to Golgi vesicle-mediated transport; intracellular protein transport.